Messenger RNA from Haliotis rufescens (red abalone), 3500 nucleotides. Its product is annotated as baculoviral IAP repeat-containing protein 7-A-like. Gene Ontology annotation, cellular component: nucleus; cytoplasm. The record is from RefSeq and is a predicted model, not a curated record. The transcript is spliced from 8 exons. Bases 574 to 3012 code for a protein of 812 amino acids. NCBI's taxonomy places the organism in Eukaryota, Metazoa, Mollusca, Gastropoda, Lepetellida, Haliotidae.
GCUGCAGUUCCGGUAGAGAUCCACGUGUUUGUACAAAGGAUCCUCCCCCGCCAUCACUUUCAGAACCUGGCCGCAUUGGAAGCAGUGUGAUGUAGUAAAACAUCCUUCAGCAUUACUAACCUGUAGAGGGUUUGGGUGAUCCUGGCACAGUCUACCUGUUUGUUUAUCACGAGUCGACCAGCACCAGUCACAUUGUCUGCAGACGUAGUAUCGUCUUCAAAUACGCGGGGUUCAACAGUCAACAGUAUAGCUAGAUCAAUACACAGUUGUCCCUAACAGGUUCGUCCUUCUGCCUCUCUAUCGUGGUAAACAAAUGCUCUCGCUGCCAGGAGUAAAUAAGUUCAAAGUCAACGUUGUAUCUAUCUAUGCGACAGCCUUCUUUUGAUACAUGCUUGUGAAGUUUAUCUCUAUGCAUGACUGUAUUUAGUAAUCGUUAUAAUGCUACGAAAUUAACUGCGGAUGUUGGGAAAACCGAUUUCUAUAUUUAGAAAUGAUGUAUCGUUCUCGAACAGUACAUGAUAUGGCAUAACUUAUAACCGACCAGCUUAGCCACGUGAAAGGACACAAGGACGUAUGUAUAACGUCAACGUCAUGGACUCAGUCAGCAACGAUUUCCGAUCAACGUCAUUAACUACCACAGCUGUGGUAAGUGUAGUGAUCGUAGCCUGUAUUUGCCUCGGUCAAUCAUCAACUAACCAUUUACAGAUGACACAAGAACACUUACAAAGAUGCGGUUCUUUCAAAACACAAAAUCGAAACGAUCAUCAUGACAAGAUGUCGGGUGAAAUAGAAUGCAGAAGUGGUUAUUCUUAUGUACGAAAGUCAGCAAGAAAGAAACCAAGAGAUGUGGGUUGUAUUCGUCUGUUGCUUGUGGUGUGUAAUCUGCUACAUGCUUAUUCCUCUCAAACACAUGAAUAUACAUUUCUAAAUUAUAUCGAUGGACAAUGUGAUAAUUCAUUGUGUUCGUCCAUUGAACAUCAGCUGAGUACAGAUAAGUGCAAGAUACGCCCCACACGUGAAAGACAUACACCGACACAUCCUUCUAAUACUGGCGAGCUCAAACAAUUAAGUAGACAUUACAUUAUGAGAACAGUUGAGAAAUAUUUUGACAGUCUUUCUGAGAAAAUAGAAAGAGUUAUUUCUAGUCUAUUUCAAAUCCAGCCCCAGUAUCUGUCAGUGCCCGAGCUGAUGGCCCAGCCCUUCACAACAUCACUGACGACCUAUCUGGGGAGGGUACAGAUGGAGGGACAGGUGCCCGUGGAGGAGGAGAUGUGUCACGAGAUUCGGAGACUGCAGUCCUUCUCUGGGACACCCGUCCAUGCCUCGCCCAUGAGGCUGGCGCAGUCAGGAUUCUAUGCUACAGGUCGCGAAGACGAGGCUCGCUGCUACAGCUGUAGGAAGUCACACACAGGUUGGCAGAUAAUGGACAAACCGGAUGUCCUACACAGGGUUAUCUCCCCUGAAUGUCCACAUCUGAACAGAAAUGAACCUCGAAAUAUACCUUUAUCCUCAGAUUCAAAUGGAAGCACUAUAUAUGGUAUCUUAGGGGAGUAUUCUGGAAGUAAUAAUGUAACAACAACAGAUACAUUACCACCAACUACUACAGAGAUAGGAGCAGCAGCAGCAGCAGAAGCAGCACCUGUUGUGUCUGAAUCCUCCCUGGACAUGAGCACUGCUGUGCAUCCUCUUUACAAGGACAUCCAGAGCAGGCUAGACAGUUACAGGGCCUGGAACACGUCUCACGUACAGGACCCACAGGUCCUCGCUACUGCAGGCUUCUUCUAUGCAGGCUACUCCGACUGUGUGCGGUGUUUCUACUGUGGUGUCGGUCUGAAGACUUGGGAAGAGGGGGAUGACCCCUGGGUGGAGCACGUGCGCUGGAGGUCAUCCUGUAGCUACAUCCGCAGAUUGAAGGGAGAUAACUUUGUCAUACAGGCGCUGACAAACAAGGCAUCUCGCCAGCCUACAGUAAACAAUACCCACAGCAGUCACAGACCCGCUACAUCACUGAACGCGGCCGUCGUGGCGAGGGCGGUGGAGAUGGGGUACACCCGACAGAUGGUGGAGAGAGCGGUGACGGAGAUGUCCCAGUCUUACAACGUUCCCGGUGCUGCAGGGGUGACAGACCAGCAUCCUGUCCAAUUGGAAGCGUUGAUUGAAAGACUGGUUAUCGCGUCUGAAGAAACAGAUGAGAGACAGCGGAUGUCAGACAUCCCCGAGGAGAGGCCCCGGAUAUCAGACGUCCCCGAGGAAAGGCAGCGGAUGUCAGACAUGCCCGAGGAGAGACACCGGAUGUCAGACGUCGCCGAGGAGAGACACCGGAUGUCAGACAUGCCCGAGGAGAGGCCCCGGAUGUCAGACGUCCCCGAGGAAAGGCAGCGGAUGUCAGACAUGCCCGAGGAGAGACACCGGAUGUCAGACGUCCCCGAGGAGAGACACCGGAUAUCAGACGUCCCCGAGGAGAGACACCGGAUAUCAGACGUCCCCGAGGAGAGGCCCCGGAUAUCAGACGUCCCCGAGGAGAGACACCGGAUAUCAGACGUCCCCGAGGAGAGACACCGGAUAUCAGACGUCCCCGAGGAGAGGCCCCGGGUAUCAGACGUCCCCGAGGAGAGGCACCGGAUGUCAUAUAUCCCCCGGGAGAGACACCAUGUAUCUGAAGUUCCCCAGUCCCUCCCCGCAAGAUUGGCACCUCUGCGCAACUCCACUACCGCAAGUCAGCAAACGUCUGUGACUACACCGACUGUGUCAUCUAUACGACAUCCACGUGAACAUAAACCGGGUACCGAGUCCUCCCGCUCCGUGCCCCCUUCCCUGCAACAUCAAAUCAAGGAGGAGAACCGCGCAUUACGAGAUGAGAACACGUGCAAGGUCUGCCUGGACAGAAGUAGCUGUGUUGUCUUCCUGCCAUGCGGACAUCUUGUCACGUGUGCUGAGUGCGCACCGGCACUGCGCAAGUGCCCUAUAUGUAGAUCACUUAUACGUGGAACUGUCAGAACAUACAAUGCCUGAUGUGAAUAAAAUACUUUUACAAGGCACAAAAUAUCCACGGAUUUAAUGUAUUUGGGUGAUCUAUUCAUAUAAUUUUCACAACUAUUUUGUCUUUUACACGCAUCGGAAUCUGUUUCGUUGGAUCUUGACUGGCAAUAUUGUUAAUAUAUAUUUUUUUGGAGUUUAUUCCGAUUAUCCUCUUCAGUGGACCAGUGUAUAGUCUAUAUCUCGUAUUUUAUUUGUAUUAACAAAAUGAUAUAUGUUUUUAUUGAACUGUUUUAGUACUUUACAUUGUGAAUGUUUCACGUAAUAUCUUUUUGCUUAUAUUACUGUUCUUUGUAACAUAUAUUUAUCAAAGUAAAUGUUCCGGUCAUGUCACUUUAUGGCUAUAUUCAGAGUCAAUAGACCAAAAGGAUUGCCAAUAGGAUGUUAUUAUACAAGACUGUUUUAGACUUGUAUGUCUGACCUUUAGUAUUUAAAACCUUUACAAUAAAGAACAUUCAGUAAUA